Molecule: messenger RNA, 2746 nt
Organism: Notechis scutatus (mainland tiger snake)
Lineage: Eukaryota; Metazoa; Chordata; Lepidosauria; Squamata; Elapidae
Source: RefSeq, a predicted model, not a curated record
UCAGAUGGUUAAAUGCCUAGUUUGACUAAUCCAAUAACACAGUUAGUCUGCCUGUCUUUGUCCUCUUCAUUCUCCAAGUGAACUUACAGGUGUCUGAAGCAGAAUACCUGGUUACCCAUUCAUACAUGGAUAUGAUUCUCCAUCCCAGCUCCAGAGGCUGCUACUAAUUAUCUGCCUGUUCAGGGAAAGUGAGAUGAUCCUUCCAACUGAUGGAUAUUACAACUUGUACAUUAAAGCCUAAUCAAAUCCCUGAUGCCAAAAUGACCGAACGUUUUGAUUGCCACUAUUGUAAGGAGACGCUGUUUGGCAAGAAAUACAUUCUGAAGGAGGACAGUCCCUACUGCAUCAAGUGCUAUGAGAGCUUGUACUCCAACACCUGUGAGGAGUGUAAGAAGCCAAUCGGCUGUGAUUGUAAGGACCUGUCCUACAAGGAUCGUCAUUGGCAUGAAACCUGCUUCCAUUGCUUCCAGUGCAAGAACUCCUUGGUGGACAAACCUUUUGCUGCAAAGGAAGAGCACCUCCUUUGUACCGAAUGUUACUCAAAUGAAUACUCCUCCAAGUGUAACGAGUGCAAAAAGACCAUCAUGCCAGGGACACGGAAGAUGGAAUAUAAGGGAAGCAGCUGGCAUGAGACCUGUUUUAUCUGCCAUCGGUGCCAACAGCCCAUCGGAACAAAGAGUUUUAUUCCCAAGGACAAUCAGAAUUUCUGUGUGCCCUGCUAUGAGAAGCAAUUUGCUAUGCAGUGUGUACAAUGCAAGAAGCCAAUCACUACUGGAGGAAUUACUUACCGAGAGCAGCCAUGGCACAAAGAGUGUUUUGUGUGUAUUGGAUGCAAAAAACAGCUAUCUGGACAACGUUUCACUUCCCGAGAUGAGUUUGCAUAUUGUCUAAAUUGCUUUUGUAGCCUCUAUGCCAAGAAGUGUGCAGGAUGCACUAACCCAAUUAGUGGGCUUGGUGGUACCAAGUAUAUUUCUUUUGAGGAACGGCAAUGGCACAACGAUUGUUUCAACUGCAAGAAAUGUUCCCUAUCGUUGGUGGGCCGUGGUUUCCUCACAGAAAGAGACGACAUCCUGUGUCCCGAAUGUGGGAAAGAUAUUUAAAAGAUGAAAAGCAUUUUUGGAAAAAAAAUGUAUUUACAUGUUUUCUAAUAUACAUAAUGAUGUGCAUGAUUUUUGAUCAAAAGUGCAGAAUUUUUUUUCUCAGCAAUAGUUAACACUAGCUCUUUUUGGGUGCUAGGCCUCAACACAAUAUAGUAAUAUAUACAAAGGAAACAGAGCCAUGAUUGCUGGUUACACCUGCAAUUUUAUUGUACAUUAGAGCUCAUCCUUCGGACCUCAGCCUCCCUUCAUAGAGCGGAUUUGAGAGCAUCUACUCAAGUUUGAUCAAUUAGGUGGUAGAAUCUAGCCAACAUCAGUUGAUCUUGAAAAACAAGCAAGUUCAGAUUUGUUUAAUAUUUGGACAGGAAACUACCAGAAAUUCCAAGGCUAUAGAUUUCACUGAGAAUUAAAAUAUUUUUUUAAAGGCAGCGGUAAGCCACUUUGGCAUUGAGGAAAAAAGUUCAUCUCCAUUAAGUCACCAAGGAAUUGAUCUCAUUUGAAAUAGACUUUUUUACUCACAUUCACUUGAAAGCAAGUAAAAACAUCACUGGAAUAUAUUCCAGAUGUUAUGGAGCAAUUAAAGCAGGGUUUCAAAUUGUGCAGAGGUCUUAGAGCUCAACUGAGAGAUUGGGAAUAAAAAGGUUUGGUCUGGAUAAUGAAGCCUGGCAAACAGGGAGAACUUGUGUAGGCAUUAAAUGUGAGCCUUCCUCUCCUUUUAGACUGUAGAAACGUAUUGGAGUAGAUGUAACAGAGAAAAGGUAAAUCUUUUUCUAUCAGUUAUCAAGCAAUACUUAUUCCUAAAUGCAAAACAUUAGAUAAUAUCACUAUAAUCUUCUCUUUGUCAGAUACAAUAAGAGAAUUUCUGGAGAAUUACAACUGCCACUGAUUAGUGUUGGUGGAGGAAGAAUCAAUAUUUAAACUUCCCAGUUCACAAAUGUAUAGAUGAUAAUAAUGUAGGUUAAUUUAGAUACAGAUCAGUAAUACUAUAUUUGUGCCAUAUCUUAAAAAGAUUGGUUAAAGAAUAUGAUUUUCUUCAUCAGCAUUUGGAGCUGUUCCCAUUUCCAAACACAUGAAUUUGUUUCCAAAUAAAUGCCCAAGUUUGGUGGAUGCAAAUAUACAAUACAUUAUUUCAGGAUGUUGCAAGAUCGUUGCACAAAAUACAGUUUUUACUCCUAACAAAUUUUUGAAAUUUCAUUGCACCUUAGAGAUUGCAAAGUAAUAAAUGUAUUUCUAGCAAAGUGUUGUAUUUUUGUGAAUUUUAAUAAAUGUUUGUUAGCCAUUAAGGUAAAGCUUGAGUAGACUCUUUAAAAAUAUGAAUCUACAUAAAAAGAGGAACUGUUGAUUUCUAAAAGAAGCCCAAUUUUCAGAAACCAAUAUAAAAUCAAAGCAUUUUAUAUUGGUUUCACCAUUACGAACUGUCUCAUAAAAUAUGGGACAUCGUUAACUACUUCAUAUGGAGGUAACGAAUUGCCCUACCUUCCUGAAAUAGAGCAUAAUGCAAAUUUACCUUCCAUUCUAUUUCUUGUGCUCUUGUAGUUGUGAUAAUGCAUUAUCUAUUUGCUGCAUUUCCUUAUUUGUGUAGACCUUGAUCACAACAGCCAUUUGUCUACAGAUGAUUCAGUGUGUAAGACAAAUCUACUCAAGGUAAU